AUGGCGGAAACUCCUCGAUAAUUUACUGACCGAAAUUUCGAAAGUAGGUAAAGUAGAGAACGAUUUGAUAAUUGAAAAAUGUAAAAUUAUAUUCAUCAACCCUAUCCUAGUGAUUUUAUCGAAGUUGUAGUGUCAGUAUCGACGUUUACGCGUUGUUUAUGCAAUAUACGAAAUACCGAUGAAACAUGUUACUCUAUUCAAUAAAAUAAUAUGUAAGAAAUAAUUUUCACAAGUUUCGAGUACAUUAUAACAGCGAAACACGUUGCUAUUAAGUAGCUAAUACAAUGCCAUUAUUUUCAAAUAAGUUUUCCCCAAAAAAGACGCCUACCAGAAAGGCAGGAAUCUUUUUAGCAAAUAAAGAUUUUAGCCCAAAACGUAUCGAAAAAGAACUUGGACCGAACAUUGGACCCAUACGUUUAAAAUUAGGAGAACAGGAAACUGUUUUUGAGUCAGGUGUAUGGAUACCGGAAUCUGGCAAGAUUGGAGGAACGUACAAGGAAAAUGAAAAACUAAAGAAAGAAAUGAAAAGACUGGAAGAAGAAAACAACUUACUGAAACUGAAAUUUGAAGUACUCCUGGAUAUGUUAACACAAUCAACUGCAGAGUUCAACUCACAGAAGGAAGAACUAGAUAGAUUAAAAAGAAAUUCAUCUUAUAACAAAGAUAGUGAUUCUUGAUAUAAAAAUUUAUUAAAUUAA
This is a messenger RNA of Osmia lignaria (orchard mason bee), 698 nucleotides long. RefSeq names its product beta catenin antagonist chibby (gene Cby). The record is from RefSeq and is a predicted model, not a curated record. Lineage: Eukaryota; Metazoa; Arthropoda; Insecta; Hymenoptera; Megachilidae.